GAAGUGGGAAGGUGCAGUUGGAAUGUCGCCUAAAGGCAAGGGAGCUGCACUGCUUCCAGUCUUCAGUCCAUGAGCCAAGGACGCAAUACAACAAAGUGGUUUAGCGCAGAAUCGUGAGGCACACACAGCAGAGCAACUGCACAGUCUUAAAUGGCUUGCGUGAGCUACUAUGGAAUAGCGCUCUGUUGAAUGAAACAAGUGGAAAUCACACCACCCUUGUCUCUAAGAAAUUGCAGGAUCUGUUGAUGAGCAGGAGCAAGUUUUGUGGAGAGGACGUCCAUCUGGCACAAUUUAGAGGAGAACAUCCCAAUCCAGCUGGGAGAAAACCAUUGCAGUGCUCUUCGGUCUCUAUCGGGGGACAUGAGGAGAGAUAGACUGCUGGUGGCUGUCACGUUGGUCACCCUCCUGGCGGCUGAUGUUCAUUUUGUCCUAAUUCCCCGAUUGAAAACAUGGUAUCACCUGUCCAGAGAAAUCUGCGCAUGCAGGGGCGACAAUGUCAGCUUGGGGAACCGUGUUCCAACAACUGAUCUAUGGCUGUCGAACCAGAGUUCUACUGUGGUUUAUGCAGAGCAAGUCUCCAAACUGGAAAGGUUGUUCCGACACUCGCUGUACAACAUCCGUCUUCCAGAACUGGGGCCUGAUGAUCUUAUUUUGCAGCACGAGGAGCUUAUGAAUUACCACAAGAGAAAAAUGACCCGAUGGGAGAGACUGAAAAAGUUCUACAUUGAGGCGGCAGCUGCCUCAAACAUCACUAUACCUGAUCACCCUGUGACCUUUGACCCUGAGGCCAGUUGGCUAAGAUUCCAUUUGGGCAUCAACCGAUAUGCACUAUAUUCAAGAGAUGACAGCAGCAUAGACAGACUUCUGGAGGACAUGCACACAGGCACUGUUAUUAGUGCAGAUUACACUCAGGAUGAGAAAGCUUUAAAGGGUGCAUGUGACUGCUCUCAAGUGGUUAAGCCAAGCGGUCUUCACUUAAAGUUGGCACUGAAGCUCCAAGACUUUGGGAAAGCUAUGUUUAAACCAAUGAGACAGGAGCGACACGAGGAGACACCAGAGAACUUUUUCUAUUUUGUUGACUUUCAGAGGCACAAUGCAGAGAUUGCAGCCUUUCACCUCGACAGAGUGCUGGACUUCCGGAGAGUUCCACCUGUGUCUGGGAGAUUGGUCAAUGUCACCGGUGAAAUCUUGUAUAUAACUCACAACGCGGACCUGCGCAAUGUUUUCUUCAUCUCUCCAGCCAACAACACGUGUUUCUUUGCCAAGUGUUUAUACGUGUGCAAGUCAGAGUAUGCUGUGUGUGGUCACCCGGAUCUUCUUGAAGGGUCCAUGUCUGCCUAUCUCCCAGGCUUGAGCAUUGCUCCCCGGAUCUCCAUUCCCAACCCCUGGAUACGCUCCUACAGCUUCACUGGCCGAGAGGAGUGGGAAGUCAAUCCAUUAUACUGUAACACAAUCAAAACACUUUAUCCCUACAACUCUGGGAAUAGACUUCUCAACAUCAUUGACAUGGCAAUAUUUGACUUUCUCACAGGAAACAUGGACAGGCACCAUUAUGAGAUUUUCACCAAGUUUGGGGAUGAAGGUUUCUUGCUUCACUUAGAUAAUGCCAGAGGAUUUGGACGAUAUUUCCACGAUGAGAUGUCCAUUUUAGCACCCUUGACGCAAUGCUGUGUCAUCAAGCGCUCUACACUACUGAGACUGAAACUUUUGGCAAGAUCAGAGUACCGUCUAAGUGACGUAAUGCGGGAAUCCCUAUCGCGAGAUCCUCUCACCCCAGUUCUGACUGAGGCACAUCUGGAGGCCUUGGAUCGGCGAUUGGAACAUGUUCUUAGGACAGUGGGAAGAUGUGUGAAGAAGCUGGGAGAAACACAAGUGGUGGUCACAGACUUUGUGGAAUCACAGAGAGGAACAACUACCCACCCAGCAACAAAUAACAGGUGACAGGAGGACAGUGAGAAGUGAGGAUGUGAAGAGAUAACAAGAAUCCCCUGCCCAGAACCCCCCCAUAAUUCCACAACAAAAAUAUCAGCGUACCCAAGUCAAGGAGAUUUGAUUGUUUUUGUAAAAAACUAACAUUCCUAUGCAUCUUAAUGGCAGCUGCUGGGCUGGCACAGGACCACUGGAAGUAUACAAAAUGAAACCUACAAUGGUACUCUUGGAUGCUCAAUUUUGGAAAAGAAUUAAAUGCCAAUUUUUUUCAUAAAUACUCGUUGAUGGCACCAGAGGAGGCCAGCAAAAUUAGACUGUUCAAAGAAAUGUCUGAUUGUGAUUGUGAAUUUGGGUUGAUCGUUGUCAGAAAAGAGUCAUUUGGAAAAUCUGUCUGUGGUCAGGUGAUGCAGGAUUGGCAUUGAAGACAAUAAGAUCACAUUACAUCAGAAAACGCAACAUUUAUUGUUCUUUAACUGCACGUUAGUAGCACUUUACAAUAAGGUUCUAUUUGUGUACAAUAAGUUAAUGCUAACAUGAACUAACAACGAACAUACUUCUACAGCAUUUAUUCAUAUUAAUUUAUCAUUUCAGCGUUACAUUAUUCCAAGUCAAACGUUGUUAACAUUAUUUGCUAAUGCAACAUGAACUAAAAUGUAUUACUGUAGGCUACUAAAAUUAACAAGGAUUAAUAAAUGCUGAAAAACUAUAUUGUUCAUUGUUAGCUCAUGCACUUACUAUUAUUACCAAACAGCACCUUAUUGUAAAGUGUUACCCACCAGUUUUAAACAAACAGCCUGAGGAACAUUUGCACGUCCCAGCAAGCAAAAAAUGAAAGUCUGUAAUAAUAAAUAAAAAGAACCAAAACCAGAAAGAAAACUUGAAUCGAAUUUUUUUAAGGAAGUAGGUAGUGUGCCACUAUUAACCUAAUCCAAGACUUUCAUUAAACACUGCCCCCUUGUGUGAAAAUCUAUAUACGAAUACAAAAAACUUAUUUUUAAGGGAAAGUGUUUAAUUUGAAGCUGAUGAAUGAAUAAUGGAACCUUUGACUACUUAAAGUCUUUGCCUAUGUCCAUAAGGUUUAUUUCUAUGUAGAACUCACAGGGAAUCAAUUGACAUAUUUGGGAAACACUGGAGCAAAUAUAAUCAGUGGUCCGCAACUCUUAAAACUGAAUGUCACUAAACAAGCAGAAACAUUUGGGUUAUAAGGAAAAAAUGUAACCCACGACAACAAAAGCCAAGGCAAGCUCUAUUCAUCGGUUUAAAACACAUAAUCAUUCAACAGUCUGUCUAUUCACACAGAUAUAAAACAAAGUUAUCUGAACCAAUUCAAAUGACAAUUAAAUAUGCAAAAAUUUUGUUUCAUAAACUAAUACUGGGAAUAUUAUAUAUAUAUAUAAA
Messenger RNA from Triplophysa dalaica, 3327 nucleotides. RefSeq names its product FAM20A golgi associated secretory pathway pseudokinase (gene fam20a). Lineage: Eukaryota; Metazoa; Chordata; Actinopteri; Cypriniformes; Nemacheilidae. Gene Ontology annotation, molecular function: protein serine/threonine kinase activator activity. Bases 361 to 1941 code for a protein of 526 amino acids. The record is from RefSeq and is a predicted model, not a curated record. The transcript is spliced from 11 exons. Gene Ontology annotation, cellular component: Golgi apparatus.